ACUCCAGGUGAACAGCAGCACUUUUCGAUUGCCAUGCUCCUUGCACUUAGCCGCCAACUACCCUCAAACGCCACUAUUGGAUUAAUGUAUGAUGUUGGGUGUGUUCUUGAUCGAUCGAUCGCCAAGUACAAUCUUAUCCCCGAAAUCACUCCUAGAUUGAGCAUCGCCGUUUCAGUCUUCCAUGCCUACGCACAUCAAUUCUGUUGUCAAAUCGCAUUUCACCCCUGGAAACAAAAUGGGUUCAGAAAGUCAAACAGGGAAGGAAAUGAGCGAUUAUGGUCCUUGAUUGUUGAUACAAUUGUGCCUGAACGCAUAAUGAGUGUGAGUCCCAACACUGUUCGGUCGACAACCCUCUCUUAUGCAAUGUUGUCCCAAAACUAUAGCCGGCAAAACGAAUCACAACUAUCGACAACAAAAUCAAGAUGA
Cantharellus anzutake is the source of this 426-nucleotide messenger RNA. RefSeq lists its product as uncharacterized. Lineage: Eukaryota; Fungi; Basidiomycota; Agaricomycetes; Cantharellales; Hydnaceae. The record is from RefSeq and is a predicted model, not a curated record. The transcript is spliced from 2 exons. The annotation marks the transcript as partial.